AUGCGCAGUACUGAAGACCCAGCCUGGUUCCAGCAGCUGCAGAAGGACGCCAGCCCCUUCAGACCCCUCUGCUCCCCACAGGAUGGGAGCCUGGGCACUGGGGGCCCGGUCAUGAGGGACUGCUGCUCUUCCCCAAAGGCCAUCCCCACACCCCCAAAGCAUACCCUUGACCACAGCCUAGGCAUGGACUCCAGAUACAGCAGUCCCAGCGGGGCUGGGGAAGGGGCCUCCUGCUCUGAGAGCUCUGCUGGGAGCUUAGCCUGCCUGUCUCCCACCUGCAACCCUCUUCCAGAGACAGUAAGAGAACAUGGAGCCUUGAUCACAGGAACCUCUGAAAAGACUGCGGUAGGGAAGCCGGAGCCUGUGCCCUCAGCAGACAAUCCUCCUACAGCCCCAGAGAACAGAAAUCCUGUGUUCUUGGAAAAGAUGGAGUCCAUCUCCUUGAAGCAGGCAGAUUCUACUUCCCCAGGAAAGGAAGAGGCUGGGCCCUUGAGAAAGGGAGAGUCCGUGUUGAUGGGAGAGGUAGAGCCUGCAAUCUGUGGAAAGGGGGAGCCGGGGGCCGUUGGGAGGAUGGAUUGUACAGCUCCAAGGAAGGAGGACUCUGUAUCCUUGGAAAGAGUGGAUCCAGUGUGCUCCAGCAAGGUGGAUACAGCGACUCCAGGAGGGGGAAACCCUGGGUCCUCAGGCAAAGUGGAUCCAAGAAAGGAGGACCCCACAUAUUCUGGAAGAGAGAAUCUUGGAUCAACAGGAAAGGGAGAUCUUGUGUCUUUGGGGGAAAAAGAAAUGGAACCCCCAGAAAAGACAGACCCUGCAUCCACAAAAAAGACAGAUUCUGGGUUCUCAGAAAAGCCAACUCCAGGAUCAUCAAGCAAGACAGAACUUGGAUCCUCAGGAACAGUGACUCCUGGGACCAAAAAGGUGAAUCCUGUAUGCUUGGGGAUGGUGGAUCCUGCAGCUGUGGGAAAUACAGAAACUUUGUCCUCAGCAAAAGAGGGCCCUCCCUCCUCAGGAGAGGGAGGGCCUAUGUCUGUGAGAAUGGCGAAAACAGGACCUGCUGGACGGCCAGAAGGUGUGUUUUCCCCCAAGACAGAUCCCACAUCUGUGAACAGCACAGGACCGCCAGGCAGCGUGGACCCUGAUUCCUUAAGAGAUGUGGAACUUGUGUCCUCAGUGAAACCAGAGAUCUUGUCUUCUGGGCAGGCAGAACGUGUGUCACUGGUAAAAACAGAAACCCUAUCCUCAGGAAGAGAGGACCCACGGUCUUCUAGAAGGGUGGACCACACAACUGUCACAGGAACCAUAAAGACAUCUCAAAAAGGGAAUCCCGAGUCUUUGGGAAAGACAGACCCCGUGUCUUCAAGUUCAGCAGAUGCCAAGUCUCUGGGGGCCUGGGGGUCGGUGCCUGCCUCAAAAACUGAGGCAGAGACUGAGGGGAAAGGAGGCCCACUGUCCUUGGAGAAGGCAAGUCCCACAGCCUCGGAGAAGGCCGAGCCCCUCGCUUUCCGCAAGGCAGGCUCCGCAAACCAGGGAAAGGCAGAAACUGUUCCCUCUGAAGAAGUGGGCUCCACGACUGCAGGGAAAGUGGUCCCAACGGCUUCAGGAAAACUAGGUUUGGUGUCCCCGGGGAAGGUGGAUCCCAUGGCCACAGAGCGAGCAGAAGGCAUCCCAGAGGCGAAGGCUCCAGAAAGGAGGAAUCCCGUGAAUUCUGCCAGUGCCUCAGGGAGUGCUGAGCCCAAGCCUGGGGUCAAGGUGGUAACCCCGCUUCCAGGCGCCUCCUCCCCGGGCAAGGUGGAGGCGCCGUCUUCGCAAGAAGGGCAGCCACGGGUGUCUGGGAAGAUGGAUCCGUCAGGAAAAGUCGACCCCACGGUGUCUGUGGAGCCUGUGUCCCUGGGGAAGGCCGAGUCCCCCGGUGCCCUAGUCCUAUUCCCUCUCCUACCCAGUCACUAUGCACAGUUCCCGUAG
Cricetulus griseus (Chinese hamster) is the source of this 1962-nucleotide messenger RNA. NCBI's taxonomy places the organism in Eukaryota, Metazoa, Chordata, Mammalia, Rodentia, Cricetidae. The record is from RefSeq and is a predicted model, not a curated record.